This is a messenger RNA of Bicyclus anynana (squinting bush brown), 6241 nucleotides long. It is a transcript of the gene cry2, whose product is annotated as cryptochrome-1. The record is from RefSeq and is a predicted model, not a curated record. The transcript is spliced from 9 exons. Bases 2705 to 5029 code for a protein of 774 amino acids. Lineage: Eukaryota; Metazoa; Arthropoda; Insecta; Lepidoptera; Nymphalidae. Gene Ontology annotation, biological process: negative regulation of DNA-templated transcription; entrainment of circadian clock by photoperiod; circadian regulation of gene expression. Gene Ontology annotation, molecular function: FAD binding; DNA binding. Gene Ontology annotation, cellular component: cytoplasm; nucleus.
GAAAAAUAAUCCUAAGCUAUUAUUAAUUGAUAAGGGUGAGUUAUUUGCUUUGCCAUAAACCUACUGUGAUUUUUGGUAACUACGUACUUAUUUAAAGUAAUUUUGAUAAUGUUCAAACUAUAAUAACUGCACCGUUUAAGAUUUGGACUAUAAUAGCAGACAUUCAAUCCUAAAUUCUUACCAGGGCCUAGUAGAGAUUGGUACUAAGGUAAGCCCACCCUUGGAACUUCUGUUGUAUGUAUUAUAUUCUAAAAUGUAGUGUACACAUAAGUGUAAAUAAAUAAAUUAAAUGUAGGUAUAUUACACACUCUUAAGCCUAGUUCGGACUACUUUAGCAAUUUAGUUGAGUAGCGUACUAAACUAUUUACUACUGCCCUAAAAUCUUUCACACCUUGUUUGAGUACAAUUCACAAGUGAGUGAUGGUUCGCAAGAUGAACAAUCUUCAAUGCAAUAAAGUAAAUAAACUGAUUAAGCUUAUCACAAGGGCUAUAAUAGAAGAAGAGGAUGAGGAAAUUUGUGUGAUUAAUAAAAACAAGCUAUGGGUACGAAAAUAAAUAUUUUGUAACAAAUUUCAUAGUUGUUUCUUCACUCCAGUGAAACAUCAUUUUGUGAUUUGAGGAACAACUAAUGGACUCAACUAAUUUGCCUGGUUCGGAGUUAUUAAGUUGGUGAACCAGUGAGCAUAGAGGCGUGGUGGAAGGCGCAUGAAAAUAGAGUAAAAUAGAUUGAAAUAGCUACUCAACUAAACUGCUAAAGUAGUCUGAACAAGCCUUAAAAUACUAAAAGUCCCUAUCAAGUAUCAAAUUUCUUUGUUAAAACAAAUGUGUUUGUCAAGCACAUUUUGUAAUAACACUAAGAUCUUCGCACAUAGUUUCAUAUACUGCAUUUAAAUUUUUCAGAACUUAAAAAUACUGAGACAUGCAGAAGAACUCUCAAGACGUUUCAAAUGUAGAUGUAUUUUAUAAACAGUAUCUUUUUAGAUCAGGGUUUUGUAAUGGUAUGGCAGCAUUUGUCAAACAUGAUUGGUCAUUAACAGACACCCUAAAAGGUGUGUGUGUGUGUGUGUAUACUUACAUUGUACAGUGUGAGUCUAGGGAGGAAGAUGUACUUAACAUAGUUUAUUUGCUGCUUUUUAUAGGAUAUCUUCCAGAUUAUAGAUAAUUAGUCCACUAAUCUUUAUACAGGCUUGUGAUAGCCCAGUGUAUAUGACCUCUGCCUCCGAUUGGGGGGGUUUGGGUUUGAAUGCGGUUCGGGGCAUGCACCUCCAACUUUUCAGUUGUGUGCAUUUUAAGAAAUUAAAUUACACAUGUCUCAAACGGUGAAGGAAAACUUUUAAGGAAACCUGCAUACCAGAGAAUUUUCUUAAUUCUUUGCAUGUGUGAAGUCUGCCAAUCCACAUUGGGCCAGCGAGGUGGACUAUUGACCUAACCCCUCUCAUUCGGAGGAGACUAUUGACUAUUGACCUAACCCCUCUCAUUAGGAGACUCGAGCUCAGCAGUGAGCCAAGUAUGGGUUGAUAACGAAGACGACGACCCUGUAUAUACAUAUACUAGCGGACGCCCGCGACUUCGUCCGCGAAUUCGAUGUCAACUUUCAAUUCCUAUUUCACACUUUUCUGUUUAUAUUUUUGCAAGUUUUCUAACACAUACAUUAAAAUAGUCCAAUAAUCAUUUUACAUUUACAACUGUGCCUAGAAAAAUUAAGGACUUUCCAUACAGGGAUCCAGUCAAGAUUCGCUUUUACUUAUGUGCACUUCUUCCCUACCCCUACCUUACAUGUUACAAACUUUACGUCUUUAUAAUAUUAGUACAGAUUACUAAUUCAUUUAACAAAAUAUUUCUUUUAUUUUUCAUUUUAUAUGUUAAUUUUUUUAAUUAUAUACCUAUGGACGAGUAUACUGGCGGAUGCUUGUGAGUCCGAUAGCGUGGAAAUCGUUUUUCUUACCUUUUUCCAGCCUUAGGGAGCGCAGGUGUAACAGGGGGUGGGAUACAACGUGACCGCGCGGCGUGACUGAGUGGGGACAAAACCUCAAGAAAAAUACAAUAAUAUUUACUUUUAUAUACUCUUUAUUUUAAUCAAUACAAGCUUUUGAAAAAUAAAUCCGUCUAUCUCUUUGUCCGGGCUAAUAUAUGAGACGGCUGAACCGAUUAAAAGUGGACUUUCGCUGAAAGAUAGAGGAGGUUAUAUAGGCUACUUUUUAUCCGGGAAAAACCCGCAGGAUUUCUGAAAAAUUGAAUUUCACGAUUAUCACGAUUCAUUUAAUGAUUAUAACUAUACCUAAAUAUAUUUUUAAAUAAUAAAUAUACUUAAACAAUACACAUCACUAUCUAGCCCCAAAGUAAGCAUACAGAGCUUGUGUUAUGGGUGCUAAGAUAGUUGAUAUUAUAAUAUUAAUAUACAUUUAUAUACUACAUAUAAAUACUUAUAUAAUGUAUAAAUACACACAGACAAUGGAAAACACCCAUUCUCAUCACACAAAUAUUUUCCAGUUGUGGGAAUCGAACCCACGGCCGUGGAUGCAGAAAGCAGGGUCACUACCCACUGCGCCACGCGGCCGUCAAAUUUAUGUUGUAGGUGGGUCAUAUUAUAUUGUGUGAUUUAGUUUUAUAUUUUGUUUAUUGAUUAUCAGUUUGUUUAUGUUUGUUUUGCAUUAGCCGCUACUUUUGACUUUGAAAAUUGGAUUGCUGAAAGAAACCCAUAAAUAUGGUUAAAUACCUAAAACAGGUACGAGAUAUCCGUCAUGUAGGAAUUGCCUCACAGAUAUUAAAUACCUUAGAGAAGGAUACAUUUAUAGGCAGUAAUGUCGGUGACGUAGUCAUGUCUGCUGCGGAGACGCUGCCGGCGUUCGUCGAGCUGCCGCCGGAGCCCACCACACCGUCGCCAAGAGGAGCGGCGGGCAAACACACAGUCCACUGGUUCAGGAAAGGGCUGCGCCUGCACGACAACCCAGCCCUGCGUGAGGCUCUGGUGGACGCCACGACGUUCCGAUGUGUCUUCAUCAUCGACCCCUGGUUUGCUAGCUCGUCCAAUGUCGGAAUCAACAAAUGGAGAUUUCUUUUACAGUGUCUCGAAGACUUGGACGACAGUCUGAAGAAGCUGAAUUCUAGACUGUAUGUGGUGAGAGGCCAGCCAGCAGAUGCGCUGCCCAAGUUGUUCCGCGAAUGGGGAACUACCGCGCUCACGUUUGAGGAGGACCCAGAGCCCUAUGGCCGUGUACGCGACCAUAACAUUAUGACGAAAUGCCGCGAUGUUGGUAUCUCUGUGACGUCAAAAGUUUCUCACACUCUUUACCAGUUAGACGAAAUCAUAGAGCGCAAUGGUGGCAAAGCUCCUUUGACGUAUCACCAAUUCCAAGCGCUGAUCGCAAGCAUGCCGCCGCCGCCGGCGGCCGAGGAGACCAUAACGAUGGCGACGCUCAAUGGAGCCAUCACUCCAGUUGCUGAUGAUCACGAUGAUCGGUUCGGCGUGCCUACUCUUGAAGAACUAGGUUUCGAAACAGAUGGUUUACAGGAUCCAGUAUGGAUCGGCGGUGAGAAGGAAGGGCUAUUGAGAUUAGAACGUCACUUGGAGCGCAAAGCUUGGGUCGCUUCCUUUGGACGGCCUAAAAUGACACCACAAUCGCUUAUGGCGAGUCAGACUGGACUUUCCCCUUAUUUAAGGUUCGGGUGUUUAUCCACCAGACUAUUCUAUUACCAAUUGUCGGAUCUGUACCAACGUGUAAAGCGUGUACGGCCUCCAUUAUCUUUGCACGGACAAAUUCUUUGGAGGGAGUUCUUCUACUGCGCCGCGACGAGGAACCCGAAUUUCGAUAGAAUGGAAGGCAACCCGAUAUGUGUGCAAAUACCUUGGGAGAAGAAUGAUGAUGCUCUUGCGAAAUGGGCCAGUGGCAAAUCAGGCUUCCCUUGGAUUGAUGCGAUCAUGAUCCAGCUGCGGGAAGAAGGUUGGAUCCACCACUUGGCGCGUCACGCCGUCGCCUGCUUCCUCACCAGGGGCGACCUCUGGAUCUCUUGGGAAGAGGGCAUGAAGGUGUUCGACGAGCUGCUGCUGGACGCGGACUGGUCGGUGAACGCGGGCAUGUGGAUGUGGCUGUCGUGCUCCUCCUUCUUCCAACAGUUCUUCCACUGCUACUGCCCCGUGCGCUUCGGACGGAAGACCGACCCCAACGGGGACUUCAUUAAGAAAUACAUUCCAGCUCUAAAGAGCAUGCCCGUGGAGUACGUGCACGAGCCGUGGAUGGCGCCCGAGGCGGUGCAGGCGGCGGCGCAGUGCGUCGUGGGCCGCGACUACCCGCUGCCCAUCAUCGACCACAACAAGGCCUCCGCCGUCAACAUCGAGCGCAUGAAGCAGGUCUACGCGCAACUCGCCAAGUUCAAACCCCAAGGAUCAAUAAACCCUCAGGUGGUGCAAAGGCCCAAUGCCAUGCAAUCCUCGCCGAGUCCAACAUCUAUUAUAGUCAACAUCAACCAAUCAAACUAUUUGUGCAGUCAAUCGUCUGAUUCAACACAGACCAAACAGUACAAUGAAGACUAUGUAUUCCUGAAACCCUCGAAGAAUUUCAGAAUGCGAUCCGAUCCCAACAAACAAACGUCCUUCAAACAAGUUGUUAUUGUCCAUCAAGUUCAUAAACAGAGAUUACAUCAGCCACCUGCUGAAGUACAGUACAUUAAUCUUAUUAACAGUAUGCAAGGGUCAGUGGCACCUGAAAACUACGACUUCACAAAACUAGCGAUCAACAAUCUACUAACAAAUGAUCCCGGUGCAUAUCUAUCAAGAAACGAUGGAUAUAUGCAAAAUGAUAAAUCAGACGAGUACACCACUGGUAAACCAAAAAUGUUUUAUGUGGAAAAUGAUGAAAUUCCUACAGAUGAUAACGCACAAAAUUAUAUACCUCAUUCGUAUAAUAAUUACCACUGUAUGGAGAGAAAAUCAGAAUUAAAUGUUGAUAACACCAGAAAUAUACACAAUUUGGAUAUAAACGAAGAUCCAUCUAAUGCCAAUGAUGAGAAACAACAUGAUGAUGAGAAUUAAUAGAAAAUGUAAACUAUUUUGAUGUCUAUAAUUAAAUAAUAGUACAUUAAGAUAGAAGUGCGGUAAGUUGAAAAUUACAGCCGAAGCGAUAUUGCAGCUCGAGCCAAAGGCGAGUAUUCCUAUAGUAAGGAAGCAGAGGCUGUAAUUAUCAAAGCGCACAUAUAUCAUACGACGUUUUAUAACACAUUUGCGAGGAAACACACUUUCUGAAAAUGAAUUUGCAUCUUUGCCUGUUUUCCUUAAUAACAUUUUGAUACGCUUGUGAUUUUUGCACAGAUAAUGAAGUGCACACAUCAUGUUUGUUUAUUAUAUUUAAUCUCACGAUUUAAAUUUUAUUCUUAAAAUGUUGAGCACUUUUCUGACAUAAAAACUCUGCCAAGAUUUAAAAGUACUGUUUGUUAUAAGACGGAGGAAAAAGGCACAUGUGCGUAAUGAGAUACAUUAUGAGCAAAUGUGUUAUAAUAGUAUUUUAAAUUAAAUGGAAUAGUAUAAAUGAGUCAAAAUGUCGUCAAAAUUGUCUUUAUUAAUAUUAAAUGCUAUAAAUAUAUUAAUUACUAUAACUCUGCCACAGUCUUCAUGUGCUGUUGUAGAGCUUUUGCUGCUUUCCUCGAUUUAAAGCCUGGUUUUUGAACAGGUUUUUUACCUUUGUUUAUUUUUAAUUCAUUCUUUAUACUUUCUAAGAUGGGCAUCUGAAUAGGAGAAAAUACAUAGUAUUCAGUUAACAAAUCUUAAUUAAAAUCUAAUAAAUGUACAAAAAAUCAUCAUUUUCAAACAAGUUCCUCUGGUAGCAGUAAUUCAGUUGACCAAAACAAUGCUAUGUUCAAUGGCCGUUUAGUAACAUUUAGGCAAUUAAAUUUUUUUAGCAAAUGGCAUGGUAUCUGUACAAAUGCAAUGGUAUUUUUUAAACAAACAUAUUUGUCAUAAAAAGACUCUAAUAAAAUAGUAUUUCUAUUUAAUGAUUAGGAUUUUUUUUUGAAAAAUGUAAUAAACGAUCUUUAUAAAAAUGUUUUACAUUAUGUUACAGUAUUCAUAGCAAAAUUUUUAAAAUAAAUAAUUAAAUAGUUUAAUUUAUUUGUUUAGGUGCAAUAUAAACCAAGGGUUAUCUAGCCAAAUACACACAUAACUGCAUGUAUUAGCUUUAACUGACUCACUGUUACCAAAGGUACAUGUUAGAUCUCAUUAUUUAAAUAAAUGUCAAUACAUUAAACCAUA